CGGAGGUCACAGCGUUCUCUCCCACUCAUAAUAAAAGGCAGAGGUGCCCCCAACCCUGGCACCAGUGUUCUACAGAGGAACCAUGAGUGGGUGGGUGCAGAGCUUUCUCCUCUUGGUGGCCGCCAUCCUUUCCUCUGCAGAGGAGACCUGCCCAGAUGUGAAGGUGAUUGGAGUGGGGGCUUCAGACAAGCUGACCAUUCUGCGAGGAUGUCCUGGGACCCCUGGAAUACCGGGACCCCAAGGGCCCACUGGUCCUGCAGGAGCUAAAGGAGAGAAGGGAUUCCCAGGGAUUCCGGGGAAGAUGGGACCCACCGGGCUGAAAGGAGAAAAGGGGAUCACGGGGCCAAAGGGGCAAAAAGGUGACAAGGGGGACCCCGGAAUCCCAGCUGCGGGGACGGCACAGAACUGUAAGGAAUGGCUCGACCAGGGAGCUUCAAUCAGCGGCUGGUACACUAUAUACAGACCCAAUGGGCUCCCCCUACCUGUCUUCUGUGAUAUGGAAACCGAUGGAGGGGGCUGGAUAGUGUUCCAGAGGCGCAAGGACGGCUCGGUGGAUUUUUUCCAAGAGUGGGACUCCUACAAGAGAGGGUUUGGCCGACAAGACAGUGAAUUCUGGUUGGGGAACGAGAAUCUCCAUCUCCUCACAGCAACCGGAAAUUUCCAGCUCCGGGUGGAUCUGAUGGAUUUCGACAGCAAUCGCACAUUUGCCUCAUACAGCAACUUCCGUAUUGGGGGGGAGUCUCGGAACUACACCCUGAGUCUGGGGGGAUUCACUGGAGGAGAUGCAGGCGACUCCUUGUCCGGCCACAAAAACCGAGAAUUCAGCUCUAAGGACAGAGACAAUGACUCCUCCCCCACCAGCUGCGCAGAGAGGUACAAGGGGGCCUGGUGGUACUCCGGCUGCCAUACGUCCAACCUGAACGGACUCUACCUGGGGGGCAAACACGGCAGCUUUGCCAAUGGGGUUAACUGGAAAUCAGGCGGGGGGUACAAUUACUCCUACAAGGUGUCAGAGAUGAAGUUUCGGCCCCAGCCCUAAGGAGAUGGCUGGGGAACCUCAAGACAGGAAACCACUAUAUAACCUACUUCCCCUUUAACUAGGGGCGGUGCCUGAAACUCAACCUGAGCUGCUGCUGUUCCUCUUGGAAGGGGAUAUUUAUAGUCUUGGGGAUAAUAACUCUUCUCUCUGAGGAUUGGGGGCCUUUCCUUCUUCCCCUACUGCUGAACUAAUAGGGGGGGAAUGUAAUAGCACCCACAAUAAAAUUAUCUUGUUGUAGUAACCCAUAGCAACCAAUCAGAUGUUUGCUUUCAAGUAUUUGAGCGGUAAAUGCCCUGUAUUUAAUGCUGAACUUUUUUUCAUUAUAUCCCUUUAUGGGUUCUCUCUGUUUCCAAAUAACAAAUAAAUUCUAUUAAUUAAAAAAAAAA
Messenger RNA from Xenopus tropicalis (tropical clawed frog), 1425 nucleotides. Its product is annotated as ficolin-like. Lineage: Eukaryota; Metazoa; Chordata; Amphibia; Anura; Pipidae. The record is from RefSeq and is marked provisional.